CUACAUGGAGCCCACUUUCACACGCGCACAGUAACUGGACCUUACUAGAGGUGACCGGCACCGGGGGCAGCGAGGGCUUUCACACCUGUUUAAGUCCUGUCUUCUGUAAUGAUGUAACAAAAAGUGCUUGGGAGGAACUACUUCAUCUGGAGCCGUAGAUUUACCAGCAGCCUGAACUCUGCCAGACUCUAAACCCAGAGAAGUUGGAACUCUGACUCUGACCGGACGCUUUGUCUCAGCUUUGCAGUGCAGGUGUUAUGGAUCUGCAGCAUUUCCUGUGCUGGAGAGUUGCCCCACUGUUUCUCUUGAUGCUGCGUGGGCUCCACUGUACGUCCGUGCACAUCCUCAACGAGCAGCCUGUGCAUGUGAUCCCCGGCUCCAGCCUGGCUCUGAGAGCCCAGAUCCGGCAGGGACCCCUGAAAGAGGUCUCCAUGGUAACCUGGGAGCGGGAGCCCGAGACUGGAAAUGAUCUGGUGAGAGUGAGGCUGGCCACGUGCCCCGGCGGCGGCGGCGGAGGCCUGGAGUGCACGGGGACGGGGCCAAACGUCCGCGUGAACGUGGAGCAGCAGGAAACGACACUCCAGAUUAACGGAUACAGCCGGGCGGACAGCGGCGUGUACGCCGUGACUGUGACCGAUCACGCGGGGGCCAACGCCACUGCGCACUGCAUCGUCAGGGAAUACGAGGCGGUUCAUCACGUGUCUGUCAGCAUCAACGUGUCUCACUCCACCCUGGUGUGUGGCGAGGCCUGGGGGACAGAGCCCCACUUCAGCUGGCUCUACGAGAGAGCCGCCCUCCCCCAGACGGUGGGGGAAGUUUCCAAAGACGGAACCACGUUGUUUUUGACUAUGACUCCCGUUUGCGGUCACUUCACCUGCAUGGUUGGCAACAAGCUAGGUUACAGUUCUGCCACUUACACAGCAGCGCCUUGUGAGGCGGAGGGCCGAGGGACCACGGCGGCCAUAGUGUGUCUGGUCCUGCUGCUGCUGCUGUGUGGAGGAGCGCUGGCCUUCCUUCUAUGGAGGAGACACGGGCACAGCGACAGGGGAGAGCGUCUGCACGAGCAUUUGGACGACUCCAUGUGAGGAGAAAAAAAAAAAAAAAAAAGAGCCUGAACUUUCACUCAGAGGUCUCAGGGGAGAACAGGAAACGGACCGGGGCCAAAAGGGAGGACCUUCCUGUCCUGUGAGCUGCAUGACCUUCCACUGUAUGGGAACAAUGUGAAGCGUGAACAAAUAGAAAAUAUGCAGAAGAUGAUGUUAGGUGAUGAGGUGACAGCAGUGUCCGCACACUGCCUCCUGCUGGCUGCGCCUCAAACUGUGAUGUCGUUUUUAAAUAGGACUCUUUUUCCC
Messenger RNA from Menidia menidia (Atlantic silverside), 1352 nucleotides. Lineage: Eukaryota; Metazoa; Chordata; Actinopteri; Atheriniformes; Atherinopsidae. The record is from the annotation of a GenBank genome assembly.